Molecule: messenger RNA, 369 nt
Organism: Spirometra erinaceieuropaei
Lineage: Eukaryota; Metazoa; Platyhelminthes; Cestoda; Diphyllobothriidea; Diphyllobothriidae
Source: the annotation of a GenBank genome assembly
AUGCACUUCCAAUCGCGCGUAUCCACAACCACCAUUCACGAACUCCUCUUCGCCGACGACUGCGCAUUCAACACCACCUCAGAAGAGGAGAUGCAACGAAGCAUCAACCUGUUCUCCGCCGCCUGCGAGAACUUCGGUCUGGUCAUUAACACACAGAAGACUGUGGUGAUGUACCAACCGCCUCCCAACUCAGCCACAUCCCCCAACGCGCCGCCGCAAAUCAGCGUGAAUGAGACCCAACUUCAAGUGGUGGAGAACUUGCCGUACUUGGGCAGUACUCUCUCCCUCAACACCAAGAUCGACGACGAAAUCGCCAACAGGAUCUCGAAAGCCAGUCAAGCCUUCGGUCAACUCCAAAGCACAGUUUGA